GCUUGUGUUUGUAGAUGCUAGAAUAGAAAAAUGUUACGAAUGGUUAGUGGAAAGCCUUCACUCUUUUCCGUGCUUUUCAUGACUCAAAUCUUCCACGGCAUUACCAGCCACCAGUGUGGAGCCGGCAUUUACUCCAUUUUUCAAAAGAUGCUCAGGGGCCACACCUAUAUGAAGAUUGAGAGCCAAGCCGGCACCGUCGCGCUGGAAUGCAGGGAAGCUUGUCACACUGAUUUCAGAUGUCAAAGCUAUAACAUCGAUAUACUUAAUUCAAAGUGCGAGUUAAACAACCGGACCAAAGAGGCCAGACCUGAGGACUUUGUCAAACAUAAAGAUAGAUACUACAUGGCGAGAAACUCAAAACGAGUCCCUCUCGGCUCUAUUCCUGAGCUGCCUGCCUAUUCGUGCCGAGAGAUUAAGGCGAGUGAGGGAGGAAAAGCGGUCAGCGGUACAUAUUGGUUGGAUUCCACCAGGUCUGGGAACUCUAUUCUAGCUCACUGUGACAUGAAAACAGAAGAGCCAGAGUUUAAAGCUGUCUUCACAAACCUUGGUUCGACUGCAGCUGGUGGUCCAAGCUCAAUUGGUAGUCACUAUACAGGGCAAGAUCAUGACGGACAAGUUACUGUGUCCACCGGUAUUCAAUUGUGGACUGUGCCAUACACUGGAGAAUACAGAAUAGAAGCAAUAGGAGGUGCAGGGUGGUACGGUAAGAACAGUGUCGUCCAGAACGGAGGAAGAGGAGCCAAGUUGACCGGAAACUUUAAUUUGACCAAAGAUGAGAUCAUUCGUAUACUUGUUGGUCAUAAAGGAAAGAGAGGGCCUAACUCCAAAACAACUACAGGAGGCGGGGGAGGUACAUUUGUGGUGAGAGGAACAAAUACACCUUUAAUCAUAGCUGGAGGUGGUGGGGGAAUUAAAAACAUGUCAGAGCGACAUUCAGGGUGUGAUGCAUCCCUAAGCACCACAGGGAACACUGGGUACUCCUCGUCAUUGGGGUCAGGAGGAACUAGCGGAAACGGAGGAGGUAGCGCUGGUAAUAGGCCAGGUGGCGGCGGCGGCGGCUUUUUUGGUAAUGGGGGAGGAGGAGGUAAAGGUGGCAAAGGAUUUCUCAAUGGUGGAAAGGGUGGAACGUAUCACGGUGGGUUCGGAGGUGGCGGCGGAAAUCCAGCUUACUCUGGGGGAGCUGGCGGCGGUGGAGGUUACUCCGGGGGAGCUGGAGGUGUUAAUGAAGAUCCGUCUUGUGGUGGUGGAGGAGGAUCUUUUAACAGUGGGACAAAUCAGGAAAAUGAAUGUUGUUAUAAUACGGCUGGAAAUGGUAAAGUGACUAUCACCUUUAUCGAGUGAUCAAUGCACAUGGCAACAACUUUUACACAAAAUAUUAUUGUGGAAUUUCACACAAUAUCAUAAUUCUUAAUAUAAUGAAAAAAAAUAAGACAAAUUACGGCUUCUGUCAUAUCGUGAUAUUAGUAUACACAAGGGAUUCUCAGACGAAAUAGUGUACGAUUUGAUUUACUUACAGAUUCACAGAAAUUACUAAAAUUAUCCAUCGGAAAGUGCAGCUUCAUGAAACUUUCACGAAAUUUCAGUUUCUCUAGGGCAGUGUACACUUGGGAAUGCUCCCCUAAGAUAACUCUAAGUUAUUUUAUCUAGUUGUAUUUGUAUUCGAGUGGAUUGUCAAAUAUAGAUGUGGACUGCAUUAA
Molecule: messenger RNA, 1697 nt
Organism: Pocillopora damicornis (cauliflower coral)
Lineage: Eukaryota; Metazoa; Cnidaria; Anthozoa; Scleractinia; Pocilloporidae
Source: RefSeq, a predicted model, not a curated record